AGACCGAGCUGACGGCAGAAUUGCUGAACGCCCGAAACAAACACCCGAAACUAGACUGAGUCCCGCUUCCGCUCCUCACAGCGCACACAUCACUCCAGCUGCAGACACACACACGCGUGUGUGUGCUCGAUACACUCUCAUUUCACUCAGUCCAGUGUGCUGUAGAAGUAAACAGGUAUUACUGAUGAAGUCUGAUCCACAGGCCUCGGGCCGUACCAUUAUCCGCGGGAAGAGGGGGGGGGGGUGAUCUCAUUAAACCACACUGAUGAUCACUAGUGACGGUGUUACCGUGUCGCUCUCUUCACUGCAGUCGUGUAACACAGGUGUGCUGUGUAGCAGUGAGGGUCAGUCGGUUGUUGUUGGUGUUGUCGGUAGGAAUCACCCACCCCCCCUCGUCGGUUUGGUCGGGUCUUGAAUCCGUGAUUACUGCUCGACUGCGGUUCCUGAGAACAGCGAGAGAACCUGACAGCGUCGUGGAUCGGUUUCACGCGUUUAUUUUGCUCCGUAACUGCAGCCGUUUCGUUUAUUCGGUGAACGGUAUUGUCGUGUCAGCCGGAAUCACCGGACGAGAUCGAGAUCCUCUCUGUCACGAGCAGACUCUGAUCUGUUUCGGCCGCUGGUGUCAGAUUCGACAUGAUCGCACGCGCUCGGCCUUCGUGACGUCACGCGGACUCGCUGUACAGAUGUGCGGUUCUCGCGUCCGUUAGUUCGACGCUCCGCGGGUUCGGUGUCAGGGUUCGGUCGCUCAGAGGCGGCAUGGACCUGAACUUUUACUCGGAUCUAUCGGACGGAACCGGGCCGCCCGGUGACCCGGAGCUCUUGGAUCCACAAGCGUUUAACGGAUUCGAGAAGUUCCCGGGAGGAAGUGACACAUACCUGGCCAUCGGCGGCGAGGCGCAUCACUUCCUGUCCUCCUCAGAGGUGCGGCUGUCGUCCUCGUUCCCCGCCGAGACGUUUCACACUCCCAGUCUGGGCGAUGAGGAUCUGGAUCUGGACCCGGACUCGGCGCUGGGCGUCUCUGACGUGGUGUCUGACUUCGGAGAGCUGGGCGACGGCGGGCCGUCUGGUGUUCCUGGGAACGCUGUGGUGGGAGGAAACGAUCCGUCGUUCGCCUCGACCUUCGUCAGCACACCGUCACAGAGUCUGGUUCAGCUGAGUCUGAUGAGCCAACAGAGCGGAGGAGCCAUGCUGGAGUCUGCACUGGGGAUGGAUCUCGCUCAUCCUAUUGGCUCUCAGUUCAGCAGCUCUUCUCCAAUGACCAUCGACGUCCCUCUGAGUGACAUCAACCACGGCCUGCUGGGCCACACCCAGCUGACCACCAUCGACCAAUCAGAGCUCAGCGCUCAGCUGGGCCUCAGUCUGGGCGGCGGCACAAUCCUGCCCCGCCCACAAUCACCUGACCAGCCGCUGUCUGCUGAUUCGCUGUCUGACUCGCUGCACGACGACGACAUGGACGACUUCAGACGGAAGAGUGUCCUGGUGGACUCCCCGGUAUCUCUGUCCGUGUCGUCUGCCGUCAUCUCCCUCUCGCCGUCUCUGUCGGAGCAGCCGGCCGUCCCGGCGUCCUCCUCUGCUCCCGGACGGAAGGGAGUUGGCGGGAAAAAGGGCAAGAAGAAGAAAGACCCGAACGAGCCACAGAAACCCGUGUCGGCUUACGCUCUCUUCUUCAGGGACACGCAGGCCGCCAUCAAGGGCCAGAACCCCAGUGCCACCUUCGGAGAGGUGUCCAAGAUCGUGGCCUCCAUGUGGGACAGUCUGGGAGAGGAGCAGAAACAGGUCUACAAGAGGAAGACCGAAGCUGCCAAGAAGGAGUAUCUGAAGGCCCUGGCAGCUUACAAAGCCAAUCAGCUGUCACAGCAGGCGACUAUAGAGGUGUUAGAGGCUCCUGUGUCUCCUGCUGCCGUUGUGGCUCCGCCUCCUGAGCCCGCUCCGACCGUUACCCCGCCGCGCUCCUCCCGCAUCCCGCUGCACGCGCCCGACAACAACACCAUCACCAACAUCUGCACCUCCAACAUCAUCCUGGACCUGCCGCAGGUGACCACGCGCUCACGCACAGGUGCGCACAAACCACAGGCCCCGCCCCCCGUCAACAAGAUCAUCAUUCCCAAGCAGCUGCUGCAGUCUCCACGGCAACCCCCGCCGCUGCAGCAGAUGCAGGCCACGCCCCCUCCCCCGCGCCUGCAGCAGAUGGUGCACUCCCAGGCUCCGCCCCCUCUGCAGGCCAAACCGCGUGGAGCCGCCGCCGUGGGGCAGGUGGUUACCAUGGCGCCACCGCCCCUGCAGAUCAAGAUCGUCCCGGCGCCCUCGCCGAUCGUCAUGACGACCGCAGCCUCAUCUGUGGGGGAGGUGCCGCCGCCCGCUGCCAUAGUAACAGACCUGUCGCCAUCGGCGACCGAGGAGGUGGCUGAAGAAGGGAUGGAGGUGGAGCUGAACGUGUCUCCGGCUCCAGACGCUCGUCCUGCAGACGCUCCGAGUGUGUGUGUCCGCGCCGGCUGCAACAACCCACCGAUCGAGAGCAAAGACUGGGACCGAGAGUACUGCAGCAACGAGUGUGUGGCCACUCACUGCAGGGAUGUGUUCAUGGCCUGGUGUGCCAUCAGAGGACAGAACUCAGCCACCGUCACAUAGAAACACAGACGAGACGGACAGACGUGUGUGUGUGUGUGUAGCAUGGAGCUCUGGCUGAAUAAGAACAGCAGAAAACCCAUCGAAGACUCGACGUCAAACCGUUAACUGCAUCUUCUCAUGUACAGACUCAUUCAGAGGAAAGCAGCGGAAAUCUUUAAGAAUAAUAAUCAAAAAAGUGUAUUCAGGAUGAAAAAGUGAGUAUUUAAACAGAUUCCUGUCAUGUAACUGUACAUGACUGUGGUAUUUGGUGCAAAAGUGCAGGAUGGAGGCCAUUUUUACCAGGUGUGUGUGUUCUCGUGUGUGAAAACACAGUCCAGAAACACGUUUAACACAAGUAUG
Molecule: messenger RNA, 2967 nt
Organism: Carassius carassius (crucian carp)
Lineage: Eukaryota; Metazoa; Chordata; Actinopteri; Cypriniformes; Cyprinidae
Gene: tox4b
Product: TOX high mobility group box family member 4 b
Exons: 9
Coding region: 757-2628 (623 amino acids)
Biological process (GO): regulation of transcription by RNA polymerase II
Cellular component (GO): nucleus
Molecular function (GO): chromatin DNA binding
Source: RefSeq, a predicted model, not a curated record